Molecule: messenger RNA, 5708 nt
Organism: Dunckerocampus dactyliophorus (ringed pipefish)
Lineage: Eukaryota; Metazoa; Chordata; Actinopteri; Syngnathiformes; Syngnathidae
Product: protein turtle homolog A-like
Exons: 22
Coding region: 435-5177 (1580 amino acids)
Biological process (GO): cell-cell adhesion
Molecular function (GO): protein binding
Source: RefSeq, a predicted model, not a curated record
UAUGUCAUGGGUUGUAAGUAAAUGUGGUGGUGUGAGAUUUUUGAAUAUAAGCAAAGGGGUGGCGUGGAUGGCGGGAGGGAGGACACAACAGCAGUGCGGGUACUUCACCGUCACCUGGAUGUGAAACACACACCUGUUGCCUGCUCCUGUUCGCCACAUAUAUCACAUUUCAGGCCGUUUCAAGAGCUGCAACCGACGACGCAUUUCUGGAAAGACUGAACAGAAUAUUCGAGGGAUGCUUUUAUAAAACAAAAAGGACUCUCACACACACGGAGGCUGCCAGUGAUCAAGCUACAGCCAGCGAACUGAGCUCUUCGGAGGAGAAGCGAAACGUCCGACACCUUCUUCACAGAAGUACACAUGACGUCUCAAGAAGCCUUUCCCUCGAUGGACAACUCCUAUUGAGUAUGCUGCAGGUUGUUUGAGUGACAGAUAUGGGGUCAAGAAGAUCUUAUUUACUCAUUCUGUCAGUGUUGGCACUUGCUUGCCUAUUCCGGACUAUCCGUGGAGAAAGACCAGAGGUGCGUGCAGCUGUCAGAGGUGUUGUCGAGUUGGAAUGUCGUUUUCCACCAUCAGAUUCAGCUGAUGUGUCCUCUGGGUCACUCCAUGUGGUAGAAUGGGUGCGACAAGGACUUGACAUCCCUGUGCUGAUACAAUUUGGAUCCUACACCCCUCGUGUCCAUCCACAAUAUGAGGGGCGGGUGUCUCUGGUGGGGAUCAGCACUCUGAGGUUGGAGGGCCUGCAGUUGGACGACCAGGGCUUAUAUGAGUGUAGGAGACUCUUAUUAGAUAAACCAACAGAGGAGCUUCGGAAUGGCACCUGGAUAAUGCUUUCUGUAAUUGCGCCCCCUACCUUUACCAAAACCCCACCUCCUGUGCUGGAAGGUGUGGUUGGCAAUCACCUGUCUCUUGUCUGUGCUGCCAUUGGCAACCCUCUUCCAGCCAUCACUUGGCUCAAAGAUGGAAGGGUGAUUCAAAGAGGCAAUGGCCAGGAGCAAGUGUUAUCUCUGCCAGCAGUGAGCGUGCAGUCAGCAGGACAGUAUACCUGUCAUGCUUCCAAUUCUGAGGGAAACGUGACUCUCGAGACAAAAGUAAAGAUAAAAGGUCCCCCUGUCAUCGUUGUACCUCCCAAAAGCACCUCUCUAAAUGUAUCCCAGAAUGCACUUCUUCACUGUCAGGCGGUGGCCGAUCCCCCCAACAUGACCUACGUGUGGCUGAAAGGAGGAGAGAACGUCUACCAUGUAGAGUCUCUAAAGUCGCGCGUGAAGAUUAUGGUAGAUGGAACUCUGCUCAUCUCCAGUGUCACCCCAGAGGAUUCCGGGAACUACACCUGCGCUCCAACAAAUGGCCUGCUAGCGCCUCCCACAGCCUCAGCCAACCUCAGAGUAAUGCAUCCAGCCCAGGCUCUUCCCAUGCCCCGGGAAACUUAUCUUCCCACAGGCAUGGGCGGCAUGGUUAACUGCUCCUCAGUAGCUGAGCCGCCUCUGCUUUAUGUGGUGUGGACUAAGGAUGGAGAGCCAGUGGAUUUGUCAUCGUAUCCAGGGUGGACCCUAACACCGGAAGGAAAUUUGCUCAUGGCUACAGUCAAUGAUGACGCAGCGGGCGUGUACACAUGCACCCCAUACAACAGCUACAGGACAAUGGGACCAUCUGGACCAACCAAAGUCAUUUUGCAGGACCCCCCAUCAUUCAGCAUCGCUCCAGAGAAGCAGUACAAACAGAAGACUGGAAGAACCUUGCUUGUCCCAUGUCAAGCAAACAACAAUUUCACAGUAACAGUUACCUGGACUAAGGUUGAAUUGGUUCGCCGCAUAUCUUAUUCCAUCAAACCCAAUGGCUCGCUGUUGCUGCGGCCCCUCGCCAAGGACCACCACGGAAAGUGGGAGUGCAGUGUUUCUAAUCGUGUUGCCUCGGUAAAAGCCUACACUCAAAUCUUCGUUUUGGGAACCAGCCCCCACGCAGCUACAAUGCUGUCUGUCUCUCCAGGGGUGAAGCAGGCCAAUAUAUCUUGGGAGGCAGGCUUUGACGGAGGUUCAGCACAGACAUUUUCAGUUUGGGUAAAAAAAAUGUCGGUGCGUGAUAACGAAAGCAAGCAGGACUGGUUCUCUGUGCCCGUGCCCCCCCUCUAUGGCAGCUCCCUGCUGGUGACAGGCCUGUCUCCUGCUACAGAAUAUCAGUUCAGCAUCCUGUCCCACAACAAAAUGGGCACGGGACCUUUUAGCGGAAUUACCACAGCACGAACUUUAGAGGCUACACCAGUGAGAGGUCAGCCUGUGUUGCUGUCAGCUAGUCAAGGCUCAGCAGGUAUUGUUCUGCAGUGGUCCCUUCCAAAGGUCCAGGACCCGCCCAUCACAGGGUUUGUUCUCCAGUCCCGCAUCAAGCAAGGGGAGUGGCUCAAUUUGGAUGAAGACAUUAGUGCCAACACCAGCGAGAUAGUCGUUCCUGGGCUGCAUAAGGACUGUGUAUAUGAGCUGCGGCUGCUAACUCAACGCGGUGAGCUGCUGAGCGAGCCCAGUCCAUCACUCAAUGUCUCCACCAUGGGAAUGGAAAUGUACCCUUCGACAUCCAGACUGCUGGAGUCUCCAGAACCGUUAUUGGCUGGCAUUCUUGGUGGGGUUGGUUUCAUGUGUUUGGCACUGGUCCUGCUGUUGGGGUCCGCCUGUCUCAUCAGCCACAGAAGGAACCUACGCUGCCGAAAGAAGCGGAAUGAACCCCCACCUGCCAUCUAUAAGUGCUCCCCAUCAAUAAAGAUUUCAGGCACCGGCAGUACAGACAGUGUGUUGAAGAAAAGCCUACUUCCAGCCAGUUCCCUCUACCCCACCACUUCCUCUACCAUUUCAUCCUUGUCCUCGCAGACACAUUGUUCCUCCUUCAACAAUGAGAAUCAUCAUCACAAGCAGCCGCUGUCCUCUCACCACACAGGAAACCCAAAUCAAUUCCAAUGUUCCAAAUCGUCUUGUCCCGUUGCUCCUUCCGUUGAGUUGAUCUCAAGAGGUCCAGAUGGGCGCUUUGUAAUGUUGCCAUACGACACUCUGAGUGUUCAAAGUAAGGAAAGUGUAAAAUAUAGCCAACCGUCCAGUGUCCGAAGGUCUGUAUCAUUAUGCUCCGAGCAGCAAGACAGUAAAAAUCCACCGUUUGUUCUUUCUGUGGAUCUCCCACCUUGCAAAGCAGCUGAAACAAACACUCGGCAAACAUCUGACACCACCCAGCAUGCCGACAUCGAUAACUUUGAUGACAAGGGAAAUUCUGAUGGCUUUCCUGACCUGAACAGCGUGUGUUCUAACAGUAGUUUGGCCAGUGUUUUUCACAAAAGAGCACUAUCUCCCACAUUUCCAGUGCUGCCACAUAUCCGCUCAGGCCUCGGCAAGCCAUCAACAACGGCCAGUAAUCUGGUUCUCCAAAUGGAGCAUGAGCGGGAGAGGGGAAACCUCAGUCGCUGCUUGAAAUUGGCUCAGGAGAGGGAAGAGCUGGCGAGGGAACUCCAGAAAUACACGCUGUACAGAGGCUCCAACGGGGAAAUGAGCAUACGGCCGCAUGUGUCUGAGAAGAGAGAUGGUUAUGAGCUUAUUCGGGAAUAUAAGAGCAGCACCUUGCCAUGCAGACACCCUCCAAGCUACAGGGAGAAUUUUCCAAGUCAUUGCUUGUCAUCGUCUGUUCACUUGGAUGCUAGUCCCACAGUGAUCACAGCCAGGACCUCUUUUAGUCCUUCCACACCUCCAAAUUUGUCGUAUUUAAAUUCUGGUAACCAACAUCCUACUCUUUCCUUAACCGGACAGAUCCCACUCAUAUGUGAGGGAGCAGACCAUUCUUCCAAAGACGGAUUAACUCCUCCACAUCUCUCCCCAAUGCAGAGGCAUGAAAGGGUACAGGAAUCACCACAGGGCUAUGAUAAUUUACUGCAAUCCUCUUCUUUAGAAAUGCAAACAAAUGUACCUUCUUCUGAGGCAUGGAGACAAAACAAUACAUCUUUUCAUUGCAAUAAAUUUGUCAAAAGAUCCAAUUUGUUUCUUGACAGAGCUUCAGGUUGCUUUCAAGCAGAGGAAGAAUUCCCCAAGCCCACUGAGCAGGGUGUAGGUAUCGAGAUGAGUGUAGAUGAGCCAGAGUCUAACUUUGUCACACAGCCUGUACAACCCAGGCUGCACAGCAGAAUCGCCUCUCAUGUGCAAGAAGGGUGCUCUCUGCCUCGGAAAGGCCGGUAUGAGGAAAUGAGGAGGAGCAUAAGCUUUCAUUACCGCGAUAAAUCUUCAGAGCCAGAGCUCCGUAGAGUAGUAAGCCAAGGUUCUAAACUCUGGGACUCCAAGCAACGAAGUCAGAGUCUAGACUCCAGAAGACAAAAAGAGACCGUUUUCCUGACCCCUGAUGCAUGGAUAGACUCUCUAAGCCAAAAAAAUACCUCCCCUUGUCAUCCAGACCCUUUGUGCAAAAACCACCAAAGUUCACCCACCAGCAAUAUCUCCAAAUAUUCCACAAAUAGCCCAACUACCUGUCAUUCACCCCCAGUGACCGACCCCCCCAGGAGGAAUCCAAUGAGGCCUGCGCAAAAUCCCAUUGUUCCAUACGACCACAAGCCAAGAAGAGAUGCCUCUGUCUUUUCUAUUGCUGCCAAAUGGCCAGCUGUCUGCCAGGAAGCCAUGCAAAAGGCAAUGGGUUACUUAGAGGCCACUAAGGAAUCUUCCAGAUGUUCAGUGCCUGAUGACAGCAGGCCACACAAUAAUCCAGAGGCGCUGGAAUUGGCAGACAUCUACGAGGGAGUUCCUGAGUGCGGGAGCAGCUACAGUAGUUAUGCAAGCAGUGGCCGAGGAAGCAUGGAACCCGCUAAUGGACGUUUGUCACUGUGUCAUUUGUCAACAAACAUCACCAACUCACCUGAAACCGCACAGGAAGAGGCUCAGGCAAGACCAGUGGACAAAUACAGUCUCCAAAUGGAACACCCCCAAAGCAGAAAGCCCUCAGUUGAUGAGAAUUAUGAAUGGGAUGAUGCUGAUAUCAGCUCACAACCAUCCGACCAUGAUGGCCUUCUUCCUUCAUUGAGCCGACACAACGCCGCAGCGCUUUGUCGCCAUCCCAGCAUGCAGUUUUCCCCGAACACACUGAAAAACUUCAGUCAGCAGUCUUUGCUUCCGGAGCAUCAAAGCAGCUGCUCUGCAGAGCUUGAACCUGACACUGUGCUUUUCUGACAGCGUUUCUCUGACUUUUCACUUAUUGACUUGCAGCACAAGUCAACAAAAACGUUAACUUUUUACCUGAUUCACCUGGUGGUGUUUUUUUGUUUUUACUAAAAAUAGGACGUGACAUUUUUUUUGAUGGUUUGUUCAUGUUAACUAAACACUGCUUGUUGUUUUAGACAAUCUGUCCAUAUACAGUAGAUAGCCGCUUUUCACGGCAAAUUGAUACGCCCAUAAAAAUGUAUAUUAUCAUGUUUUUAUGAAUUGUUACCAACUUACAGUGAACCAGGUGCGUUUAGGAAAAGUGGCCUUUUUUGAGCAAACUAAAAAUGCUUUUUUUUUUGUUACCAAAAAUCUGCAAAUUUGCGGGGCUGUGAAUGCUUAAUGUGCAGAGAUCCACUGUAUAUCAAAUAUAUUUUGCUGUGCUGGCUGUGACGAAAAUAGAUCUAUAUUUGCUCCGAGAGCACUGUCAGUGCUCCAAACAUAUGAAAUUGCUCUCACUACUUACUUCAGAACUUUUUGUUGUUCACUUAUGCAAGGACA